GGCCCUCUCACUUGAGUCCCAGGCUUGUCAACAGGUGUCCCGGAGAACAGCAACAGACAUCCCUUUUCUUAAACUUGUAGUGACAGGAUAUUAACUUGUCAGAGAAAAUUGCAACGCCAUGAUCCUCAGACUAAACGGGUGGGCGAGCGCUUUCCUCCUAUUGGGGGUGCUGUGCAAACUCACCUGCCUCGGCGUGGCGGACGACCCCGCCGCCCCCACCGCCCCCAGCGAGAAGGGCGUCACCUUCAGUCACGUCUACAAGAUCGACCUCGCCAAGAGCUCCGACUGUAAGAUGCUCCCAGUGCAAGACCAGGCGGGGGAGGUGCAGGGCUCCACUGACACGGUCACCUUGGACGGGGAGAACGACAUUGUGUUCAGGCACAACAUCCGCCUGCAGUCACCCAGGUGCGACUGCGAGGACUCGGAAGCCUUCAAGUCCCUGCUGUACCGUGUCAAUGGCCUGGAGGAGGAAGUGACGUACCUGAAGACCCAGUGCUCCCAGGGCUGCUGCAGCAGAGGAGCAGGCGUGGACACCUCCUGCAGUGGGCACGGGACAUUCCAGCACGACACCUGCAGCUGCCUGUGCGACCCCGGCUGGCAGGGGCCAGACUGCUCCACCACCACCUGUCCGGACGAGUGCAACGACAACGGGCGCUGCGUGGACGGCCGCUGCGUGUGCUACGAGGGCUACACGGGCGAGGACUGUAGCCAGCUGCGCUGCCCCAACGACUGCAGUGACAAGGGCCACUGCGUGGACGGCCGCUGCGUCUGCUUCGAGGGCUUCACGGGCGACGACUGCAGCCAGCUGCGCUGCCCCAACGACUGCCUGGACAACGGCGUCUGCGUCAACGGCGUCUGCGUCUGCAACGAGGGCUUCUUCGGGGACGACUGCUCCCAAGUGAUGGGACCUAAAGGUCUACGCCUCCUCAGAGCCCUGGAGGAGUCCCUCCUGGUGGAGUGGGACUCUGUGACGGGGGCCGAGUACUACAUGCUCACCUACUACCCAGAGGGAGACGAGGGCGCCUUGCAACGUGUCAGAGUGCCGAACACUGAGAAUUCCUACCUAAUCACCGGCCUGACCCCUGGGGUGACAUACAUUGUGCAGGUGUAUGCAGUCAUCAAGGAAAUCACCAGUAAAGCUGACACACUGGAGGCUACCACUGUGGUCUCCUCGGUGGACAGUAUCCGCGUGCUUGGCCAGACGGAGGACUCCAUCCAGGUGGACUGGCAGAAUCCGGCGGCUGAGAUCGACCACUUCAAACUGACCCAUGCCAACCCCGCGGGGCAGGAGGAAGAGGAGAACGUCCCCAAGAGCCAGGAGGCCAGGACCAAGCACACCAUCAUAGGCCUCUACCCGGGGACUGAGUACCUCAUAACAGUCCAGGCCAUCAGAGGGACCUACGAGGGAAAACCGUCUUCUGUCACAGGAGUUACAGACAUCGAUGCCCCCACUAACCUGGUGACCAGAGAAGUGACAGAGAACACAGCCACUGUGUCGUGGGACAGAGUGCAGGCUGACAUUGAUGGCUACAUGAUCAGCUACGUCUCUGCUGACGGCUCCAGCAAGGAGUUCCGAGUGGGGGCGGACAGCACCUCCUACAGACUGACUGGACUGAAGCCUGGAGUCAUCUACACUGUGUACAUCUGGGCCUUCAAGGGCUCCCGCACCAGCAGGAAGAGCUCCACAGAGGCUGAGACCGAAAUCGAUGCCCCUGCUAACCUGGAGACCACAGAGGUGACAGAGAACACAGCCACUGUGUCGUGGGACAGAGUGCAGGCUGACAUUGAUGGCUACAUGAUCAGCUACGUCUCUGCUGACGGCUCCAGCAAGGAGUUCCGUGUGGGGGCGGACAGCACCUCCUACAGACUGACCGGGCUGAGGCCUGGAGUCAUCUACACUGUCUACAUCUGGGCCUUCAAGGGCUCUCGCACCAGCAGGAAGAUCUCCACAGAGGCUGAGACAGACAUUGAUGCCCCCACUAACCUGGCGACCAGAGAAGUGACAGAGAACACAGCCACUGUGUCGUGGGACAGAGUGCAGGCUGACAUUGAUGGCUACAUGAUCAGCUACGUCUCUGCUGACGGAUCCAGCAAGGAGUUCCGAGUGGGGGCGGACAGCACCUCCUACAGACUGACCGGGCUGAGGCCUGGAGUCAUCUACACUGUCUACAUCUGGGCCUUCAAGGGCUCCCGCACCAGCAGGAAGAGCUCCACAGAGGCUGAGACAGACAUUGAUGCCCCCACUAACCUGGUGACCAGAGAAGUGACAGAGGACACAGCCACUGUGUCGUGGGACAGAGUGCAGGCUGACAUUGAUGGCUACAUGAUCAGCUACGUCUCUGCUGACGGCUCCAGCAAGGAGUUCCGAGUGGGGGCGGACAGCACCUCCUACAGACUGACUGGGCUGAGGCCUGGAGUCAUCUACACUGUGUACAUCUGGGCCUUCAAGGGCUCCCGCACCAGCAGGAAGAUCUCCACAGAGGCUGAGACAGAAAUCGAUGCACCCACAAAUCUUAAAGCAUCAGGUAUCCAGCGGGACAGUGCAAUGCUAACCUGGAAGCCCCCACUGGCCGCCAUUGAAGGAUAUAUCCUCACAUACAAAGCAGAGGAUGGCAGUAGUCAGCUGGUGGAGAAGCAGCUGGCCAGGGGAGAGAGGAGGAUUUCCCUGACUGGCUUAGAGACAGGGAAGAAAUACACUGUCACCCUAAUAGCCUACAGAGGAGCAAAGAGGAGCAGAAUGGUGGAGAUCGCCUUCAGCACAGUGGGUCUGGCCUUCCCCUUCCCAAUGGACUGUACUCAGAUCAUGAAGAAUGGGAACACGGAUAGCGGAGUCUACACUAUUUAUGUCAACAAUGACCGCACCAAACCGAUGCAGGUGUUCUGUGACAUGACCACCGACGGAGGUGGCUGGGUGGUCUUACAGAGGCGAACCAACGGGAAACUAGACUUCAUGAAGCGCUGGAGACAGUACAUCCAAGGCUUUGGGAAUUUUACUGAGGAAUUUUGGCUGGGCUUGGAGAAGAUCCAUGAGCUGACCAACACCCCGACUCAGUAUGAGCUGCGUGUGGACCUGAGGCUGGGCUCUGAGUCUGCUUAUGCUGUCUACGACAACUUCAAAGUUGCACCAGUCAGGCAGAAGUUCAAGCUGACUGUUGGCAACUACAGAGGCACCGCUGGUGAUGCAAUGACCUACCACCAGGACAGGCCCUUCUCCACAGUUGACUCAGACAAUGACAUCGCCCUUGGCAACUGUGCCCUGACGCACCGCGGAGCCUGGUGGUACAAGAACUGCCACCUUGCUAACCUGAAUGGCAAAUAUGGGGAUAACAGGCACAGUGUGGGAGUGAACUGGGAGCCGUGGAAAGGCCACCUCGUCUCCCUCGACUUCACUGAGAUGAAGAUCCGACCCGUUGGUGCAGCCAUGGGGAGGAAGAAGAGGUCGCUGGGAAACAAGAGCAGAACAGCACAUGCCAAAUAGACCCACCAGGGGGCAGCAAAGAGCACUGGGACUGUCACACACAUUUCAUGCUCAAAUAAGGCCAAAUAUAAGCACCUCACAAAACAAGAACCACCCCCUCUAUUUCUACACACCACUCUGGAGCAUGGCAAUCCUGCAGAAUUCCUACAUUUCUCCAUCCAGGGGAGUGCAGAGUGCAUGUAGAUCAUGGUUUCUUGCACUCAUUAGCCCCAUAAUUGAUCCAAUUAAGUUAUUAAGAGUUCAGGCAGAGCAUGAACCAUUGGAAAAUCUGGCACUCCCUGACGAGGGUGGCUGGUCUCUCCUCCAUACAUCUGAACCCUGCUUGUUCGGUACAUGCCUAUGCUUUGAAUAGGACUUUUCAACCAUAUUUUGAUAUUAUUUUCUGCAUAGGGUCCUACACUGUGAGAACUACACUUUCAAAAGUAUUACUACAUAGCCUGUCAACACCAUCCGUGCUAUGCGUGCUAUGAGACAUUACUGCGAUAUUCUGAUCUGGUAUGUCCUUGGCAACACAUAGGUGAUACAUCACAACCUAUUACAAUCUGUUGGUCGGCAUCAGCAUUCACGAAAGCUUAUGUAGCGCUUACGAAGAUAUUAUGAAAAUGUCAGAAUCCUUCAGAGAAAGAACUAACCCUAUUUCUUUAUAUAUAUGCAGAAGUGCAGGGGUAAAAUGUACAUGUUGUUCCGCGGGGUCAAGGAAGCUUUCUUAAGUCCUCUGAUACCAGCUCCCGCUCAAAUAAGAGGAAGCAUCGCACACAGAUGCAGAGGAGUGCCGAAUGCUAGCUGUCAGAAGCUGUUGGAUCACAGGGCCCCCGCUCUGUAAUUGCUGUAGCCUCAGACUGUUCACAGGGCUGACUGUCUGUUCGUAUCAUAAAGCCACACGAGGAGCUGUCGUCAUCUUGUCAGGAUCACCGCCCGCUCUCAUUCUGACGGCCCCAAAUCUGUUAUUCCCAGGCCUGCUCUCUUAGGAUUUUGUGACCCUCUUUUUUUUUCUUUUUUUUGGCCCAUGACGUGUUAGGGCACAGACUUGAGACAUUUCAAAUAUCCUCUUUGAAAUCCGUGUAUGUUGUACGUUGUAUGAAAUAUCCUCAGCUAAGAUGUUUGUAAUAUAUACUGUGGGUGUUGUGUUGUGUUUGCGCCCUGUGCCAAACUGUCACAUACUUUAACACUCAUUAGGUCCCUCAAAAUGUAAUGCAUUGUUUAUUAGAGUGCUAAGAUGGAGGAUGUUAAGCUUGAUAUGUUGACUUCAUUGUUCUGUUUGUACUCUGAAAUGGAAAACACACAG
Megalops cyprinoides (Indo-Pacific tarpon) is the source of this 4763-nucleotide messenger RNA. RefSeq names its product tenascin N (gene tnn). Gene Ontology annotation, molecular function: protein binding. The coding region runs from base 119 to 3478 and encodes 1119 amino acids. The transcript is spliced from 17 exons. The record is from RefSeq and is a predicted model, not a curated record. Lineage: Eukaryota; Metazoa; Chordata; Actinopteri; Elopiformes; Megalopidae.